Molecule: messenger RNA, 1632 nt
Organism: Paramecium pentaurelia
Lineage: Eukaryota; Ciliophora; Oligohymenophorea; Peniculida; Parameciidae
Source: the annotation of a GenBank genome assembly
AUGGAUUAAAAAUACGAUCAUACAAAUCAAAUUCUUAGUUUAUUAGAAAAUAAAGAAUCUAUAAAUUCCUUAUAAAUUACUUAAGAAACUAAUACUAAUCAUCAAGAAUUGGUUGGAUAUCUUUUAUAAUUAGAAGCAUCUAAUUAUAUCACUACUGAAGUAAGAUAAUAAUAAUUUGUAAAUAGGGUUUAAAAAAAGAUUAAUUAGUUUUGACAGAAGAAGGAAAUACUAUAUUAAAUUCAUAAUCUGGUGAAUAUGAGAUUUAUUAAAAAGUACCUGAAGGUGGAAUAUCUAUGGCAGAUUUAUAAAAAUAAUUUGGUAUUGAACAAGCACCAAAAUAGAAAUAAGAAUAAGGAGAGAAAAAAGAAAAGUAACCUGAGGAUCCAAAAAAGAAAUUAUUUGAUUUAGGUUUUGGAAAUGCUAAGAAAAUGGGAUAUAUUAAAAUGGAAAAAGGAAUGAUAAAUAAAGUAGCAAAUGAUUUGCCUGAUAAAAUAAAACAAGAAUUACAAUAAUUUAAUGAAAUUAAAUUAGGAUCACCAUAAGCAAAAUUAUUAAUAGAAAGAAAAUUAGCUAGCAUAUCUACUAUAAAAUAUUUUGAAGUAAAGAAGGGUGUUAAAUACAGUCCUAAAUUUAGAGAAUAAUUUGCAGCAUUAACAACAGAAUAAUUAUUAAAUGGUGAAUGGAAAGAUUGUGAUUAUAAAAGUAUUAAUUUAAAUGCAGAAGGUGAAAAAAGUAAUAAAUAAAUUAAUAUGAUUAGUUUCAAUGGGUAAUUUACAUCCUCUUUUGAAAGUAAGAAAAUAGUUUUCAUAAAUUUUAAUUGGAUUAGGAUUUGAAGAAAUGGCAACAAAUUAAUUUGUUGAAUCAUCAUUUUGGAAUUUUGAUGCUUUAUUUUAACCAUAAAAACAUCCAGCAAGAGAUGCACAUGAUACAUUCUUUUGUAAUGAUCCAGAACUUAGUGAAGAAGUAGAUACUUAAUUGAGAGAUAAAGUAAAAUCUAUGCAUUAGACAGGAGGUGUAGGUAGUAUUGGAUAUCAAUAUGAAUGGUCACAUGAAGAAGCAAGAAAAAAUAUAUUAAGAACACAUACAACAGCUGUCUCAUCUAAAAUGUUAUAUAGAAUUGCAUAAUAAUAUAAGGAGAAAGGUUAUUUCCCAAAGAAAUACUUUAGUAUAGAUAAAGUAUUUAGAAAUGAAACUUUAGAUGCAACUCAUUUAGCUGAAUUUCAUUAAAUUGAAGGAGUUGUGAUUGAUAAAAAUGCUUCAUUAGGAUAAUUAAUGGGAAUCAUCAGAGAAUUCUUUAGAUAAAUAGGUAUUAACAAAUUGUGGUUUAAACCAACUUAUAAUCCAUAUACUGAACCAAGUAUGGAGAUUUAUGGUAAUUAAUUAUCAAUAUUAUAGGAUAUCAUCCUAUUUUAAAAAAGAAAGUUGAAAUUGGUAAUUCUGGUGUUUUUAGACCUGAAAUGCUAGCACCAUUAGGUAUUCCAGAAGAUGUAAAUGUUAUUGCAUGGGGUUUGGGAUUAGAAAGACCAACUAUGAUUUAUUAUGAUAUUAGAGAUAUAAGAACUAUGGUAGGACCAGAAGUUAAAGUAGAAACUGUUAGAUCAAAUGCAUUCUGUGUAUUUGAAAGUAAAUGAU